Molecule: messenger RNA, 1206 nt
Organism: Micromonas commoda
Lineage: Eukaryota; Viridiplantae; Chlorophyta; Mamiellophyceae; Mamiellales; Mamiellaceae
Product: set domain protein
Exons: 2
Coding region: 1-1206 (401 amino acids)
Biological process (GO): peptidyl-lysine monomethylation
Molecular function (GO): protein-lysine N-methyltransferase activity
Source: RefSeq, a predicted model, not a curated record
AUGGGCAUCGACAGGUACCACUACGCCGUGUACGCCAAGCGGAACCUGGCGAUGGACACGCCGGUCGUCACGGCGAUCCCAAAGGCGGCGUGCCUCAGCGCGCGCACGUGCUCCGUCGCGGAGACACUCAGGGAGGCGAGGCUGGGCGGCGGCUUGGCGCUGAACAUCGCCAUCAUGCACGAGAGGUCUCUCGGGGAAGGGUCCAGGUGGGCGGGAUACUUCGCGGUGCUUCCCGCGCGCGGCGAGCGCACGCUGCCCAUGUUCUGGACCUCCGCCCAGCUGGAACACCUGCGAGGCACCGACCUCCUGAGGCACGUCACCGAGGACGCCGAGUCGAUGCGUCUGGAUUUCAACGAAAACGUCGUCGACGGGCUCUGCGUCACGCACCCGGUCGCCUUCCCGCCGGGUAAACACACGCUCGAGGCGUACAUGGAGGCGGCGAGCUUGGCCGCGUCCAGGGCGUUUUACAUAGGCGAGGAGUGCGGCGAGGCGUUGGUGCCGUGGGCGGACAUGUUCAACCACAAGACGGACGGGGAACACGUCCACGUCCUCGGCGCAGACGACGACGACGAGGACGAUGAGGAAGAAGAUGAAUCCGAAGAGGAGGAAUCCGAAGAGGAGGAAUCCGAAGAGGAGGAAUCCGAAGAGGAGAACGAGGAGAAUGAGGAGAACGAGGAGGAGGACGCGGGUCCCAUCGAGCCGCCGACGGGGUCGCUCGUCAUCCACGCGUGCGCGUGCGCCGAAAAAGGCGACGAGCUCUUCAACACCUUCGGCCAACAGAACAACGCCUCGCUGCUUCACAAAUACGGCUUCUGCGAGCACCACAACGCGUACACCAACGUGUGUGUCGACGUCGCGCUCGUCGAGGACGUGGUGGGGGGAACGAAGGUUCGCGACGCGGCGGCUGAGCUCGGCGUGGACGUCGCGGAUGACGCGUACUUUGAGAUUGAACCGGACGGGACGAUCGAGGAGGCGCUGUUGGCGGUGUUGGGCAGGGCGCACAGGGGCGAGGACGAGGAGGACGACCCGACGACGGAGUCACCGGACGUGCAGGCGUCGCUCCGAACCAUCUUGGAGCGACGCGCGGCGAUGUACGUCGGGAAAGGGAAAGGGAAAGGGGAGGAGAGCGGUGCGAUUCCAAGAGGGAGCGACGACGGGGCUCGGGUUGCUGCGGCUGGCGAUCGAGCGGAACUGCGGGGUGGGUAA